AUGCAAUGGGGCAUUCGCCUUACCACCCGAGAGCGCUGCAAUGGGCCGUUGGCCAGAUGGGGAUCAACGGACAAGAAGCUCCUGAUUUUCACUGCAAGGUUCAAAUCACAAGUCACGUAA
Molecule: messenger RNA, 120 nt
Organism: Colletotrichum lupini
Lineage: Eukaryota; Fungi; Ascomycota; Sordariomycetes; Glomerellales; Glomerellaceae
Exons: 2
Coding region: 1-120 (39 amino acids)
Source: RefSeq, a predicted model, not a curated record